This is a messenger RNA of Colletotrichum siamense, 4842 nucleotides long. RefSeq names its product Glucan 1,3-beta-glucosidase (gene EXG1-4). The coding region runs from base 1 to 4842 and encodes 1613 amino acids. NCBI's taxonomy places the organism in Eukaryota, Fungi, Ascomycota, Sordariomycetes, Glomerellales, Glomerellaceae. The record is from RefSeq and is a predicted model, not a curated record. Gene Ontology annotation, molecular function: polygalacturonase activity. The transcript is spliced from 4 exons.
AUGGCGGCAUUACUUGCUCUUUUCUUGACUUUGCUGGCCGCCCAAGGGAGCCUCGUGUUAUCAGCCAUCCCGAUUCGCGGACGAAACACUACUUUGCCUUCUAAUGGGACCAAUCUUGAUCAUGGUCCACGGCCGGCGCCGGCGUAUAUGGUUGACAACCAGCACAACUACUACAAGACCGCGCCAGACAAGGGCAGACAGAAUGGCCCAGUAUGGGCCUACUCGGGCAGCCUGAACACAUACCUGGCCAACCUCCAGAGCGGCGUCGUGCUCCGCGGCGGCUACGACGGCGCGGGGUCUAAAAACACCAUCAAGCGAACAAGAUUCAAGGCGCCCCCCAAAAAGCGGCAGUCAUCCGACUUCUGGCUGUCUACUUUAGGACCAUUGGGAACACAACCAUUUGCUGGCGGAGACGGCUACCAGUUCUUCCGCAACGUUGUCGACGACUUUGGCGCCGACAACUCGGGAGAGUCGGACGCAACUGAGGCACUAAACGCGGCCUCAGCCAGCUGGAACAAAGACUCCGUCGGCGGCGACCGGACGCGAUGCGGUGAGAAAUGCGGAAACACAUUCUCGCAGGGCGCUAUCGUCUAUUUCCCGGGAGGUACCUAUAAGAUCUGUACGCCCGUCAUCCAGUAUUACUACACGCAGUUCGUUGGCGACCCCAACGAUAUGCCCAUCAUCAAAGGCUGCGACGACUUCCAGGGAAUCGCCCUGUUCGACGUAGAUCCUUACAUUCCCGGAGCCUCGGGCCAGCAGUGGUACAUCAACCAGAAUCAGUUCUUUCGUCAGAUCCGCAACUUCCGCUUCGACUUGACCGACAUGCCCGACUCGACAGCGGAGAAUGACCAGGACCUCGUGCCAACGGGUAUCCAUUGGCAGGUGUCCCAGGCCACCUCCCUACAGAACCUGGUGUUCGACAUGCCUACCACGAGCUCCACCACCGCUGUCGGCAUCUUCACGGAGAAUGGCAGUGGCGGGUUCGUGUCUGACCUUGAGUUCAACGGCGGCAACAUCGGCUGGCGAGCAGGGUCUCAGCAGUACACGGCGCGUAACCUCGUCUUCAACCAGUGCAAUACUGCCGUGCAAAUGGUCUGGGACUGGGGUUGGAACUGGCAUCAGAUCACCAUCAACGGCGGAUCUAUCGGUUUCAAUAUCUCAGGGGUGGGCGGUGAUAGCGGCCAGGGUAUAGGCAGCGUGUCCAUUGUCGAUUCUACCAUCAGCGACGUGGAGAUCGGCGUCCUGACCAACAGCUUACCUACGUCGCCCAACAUUGUCCUUGACAACACCAAAUUCAAUAACGUGGCCAACUCCGUCAGAAGUACGGGCGGAAACAACUUGUUGUCUGGGAAUUCUGACUUAUGGGCCACGGGCAAGCGAUACAAUGGCUCCGAGGGAUCGACUGAGACUGGCGCCUUCUCCGGCCCUGGAAGGGGCAAGGGCCUGGAUGACUCCAAAGGCUUGCUCUACGUGCGUUCAAGGCCCCAGUACGAGAAGACCGGCGCCGGCUCUUUCCUGGUGGCGACUACGGAUGGUGGAUGCAAGAACGAUGCCACCGGCGAUCAAGCCUCUUGCAUCAACAACUUCCUCCUCAAGGCCGCGGACAACCGUCAGAUCGCCUACUUCCCAGCAGGAGUCUACACGGUUGGAUCCACGGUGAACAUCCCUACCGGCUCCGUCGUUCAGGGUUCUCUGUGGUCGCAAAUCCUGGGUUCGGGCUUCUACUUCAGCGACAUACAGAACCCCAAAGUCAUGGUUCAGGUCGGCAACAAGGGCGACGUGGGCACCAUGGAGAUCACCGAAAUGCUCUUCUCGGUGCGCGGGGCCACGGCCGGUGCAAUCCUGAUGGAGUGGAACGUCGCAGCCGUGGAGCAGGGCGCGGCGGCCAUGUGGGAUUCGCACUUCCGCGUCGGCGGCGCGCUGGGCACCGAUCUCGAUCUGAGCAAAUGCCCCAAGUUCAGUAUCAAGGCCGAGUGCGUCGCUGCCUCGCUCAUGUUCCGCGUCACGUCCCAGGCCAACGGGUACUUCGAGAACGUGUGGGCGUGGGUGGGGGACCAUGAUAACGACAAGUCCAUCUACAACCAGCCCGACUCAAGCUCGACGCAGAUCACCGUCUUUGGGGCCCGCGGCAUGCUAAUCGAGUCCAAGGGCCCGUCGUGGUUCUACGGCGGCGGCUCGGAGCACUCAGUCCUCUACAAUUAUCUUCUCAGCGGUGCCGAGAGCGUGUACAUGGGUCACAUCCAGACUGAGUCGCCGUAUUACCAACCCAACCCUGGCCCUCCUGCUCCUUUCCGUGCGGCCCCACGCGCUGGUUUCCCCAAUGAUCCGGACUUCAGCAAGUGUGAGAUCGCGCCGAAUGUUUGGGAUGACCGGUGUAACUACGCCUGGGGCUUGCAAAUCAUUGACUCGAAAGACGUCUUGAUCCACGCGGCUGGACUGUACAGCUUUUUCAACGAGUACUAUCAGGACUGCAUUCCUACUCACAACUGCCAGGACCGGAUCUUGGAGGUUAAGGGCUCGACCGGCGUCGUCAUUUACAACCUAUUCACAGUAGCAACCAUCAACAUAGCCAGUGGCAUCGAUAACACCAACGUCCCUCAGGAAGACAACCAGCGAGGGUUUACAACCGAGGUCAGCGUAUGGGUGCCGCUUCCAGGGUCUGAUAGCGUCGACAUUGUAUGGGUUGGAACUGAAGUAUGGGCCUCUCCCCCGGUGAGUUGCCCGGUCGCGUCCCGAUCCUGCAUGCUGGUCAUUCCUACGAAGUCGUUGGGUUCAACAACGACCAUCAGUCCCAGCGACUAUGUCACGUCGCUGGAGUUUGGAGGGUUCUCAAGCACUGCCAUUGGCGGUAUUGCCACCACCAUCUUCGUCACUUCCACUACUACUGUGACCGUCUCGAUACCCGCAAUUACCACCGACGGCAUGCCCUUCUCCAACGUGAACGUAACAUCGUCGGGAGCAAUGCCCAUCACCAUAUAUCCCAGCAUAAGCGUUCCGGAUGCUACCGUUACGUUACCGGAUGGAGAGGGCGGCUCUACCACUCGUGUGGUUCCCCUUCCACCUUGGCCCCUUAUCAAUGGAGGUCCGUCGACCGGGUAUACGAAUCCAGGCACCUUACCUCCGCCCAGCGGCUCAGGUCUUCCCUCCAGCACGACGUACUACACUCCUAUCAGCAGCACAAUCACGGUGCCCGGCGCUACAGUCACGACAGUGACGUUUCCGGGCUCGACUGGAGUCAUCACCAUUGACUGUCCCCGUUCCACAGCCAUCGCUUUCAAGACACCGGAAGUCGUCGUGGCGACGACGUGUACCGAGAAUUUGGACUUGACUCUGAACUUUGCGUGCCCGACAACUCGCAUCCUGACCUUCCUCGGACCCGCCACGGCUGUAGCUAGCGUCGACUGCUCCCUCGUCACAUCCUGGAAGACCGGGUCUCCCACCACCACCGACGGGCCGCUGCCACUCUUCACGGAAUGGCCACGCUACGGCUCAAUCAUCCCCUCGGAAGAGGAGGUCGAGGACCCCGAGCCUGAUGAUGACAGCGUUCUUGUGCCCUGCACCGCCUGGUUCUUCUUCUUCUGUAUCUCUUGGAAUGAGGUCAGCGUCCGAUCCUGGCGCUGGAUUCUGCCGCCGGGCAUCUACGGCCCCAUGCCACCGCCCAUUGAUAUCAUCCACCCGCCUCCUGGUAUUAACAUCAACGGAAACUUGCCCAACUGGCCGAAAUUCACCAUUGGAUACGAUCAUCAGCUCACCACCGAAUCGGAGCCCGAGUGCGAGACGCAGAAGGCCGAUGCCUGUACCACCACGAACUACGUUUCGGCCGGCACCACCACGUCGUCAACAACGCGGUGCGAAACCAUUACCGGCUGCUCCAUCAGUGUCUCGGACUCGAAAACCGAGGUCUUUGGCACUCAGACCCCCGCUCCCGUCGGCACUUUCUACGGCGAAAGCUGGGCGACCAACGACCUUGGAGAAGCCUUCACCAUGUCCGCACUCUCGUCCCUCGCGGCGGAAAUAGCCCGCAACAGAGCAACCGCCGGUGGUUCUACUCUCUCCUUCACUCCAGGACCCACCGCGGGGCCGACCUGUGGCGGCGCGAGCACGGCGUGCGGCGGUACCAUCUGCUCCGGCUACUGGUGCAACCCCAACCCAACAAGCGCGCCGCCCGGGUACCAGGACCCGAAGGACCCCAGUUCCGGCGGCUACUCGGCGCCAACAACGACGAUAGGUCCCGGUUCGACGACAACGCAACCGCCUGAUAAUCCUCCCACCGAUGAGACGCCGCUCACUCGGGGGCCCAUCAACUGCUUCAACGAAGCUGACUUUCCGGGCCACGCCGAUAUCCAGUCGGGCGACCAGGACGAUUUCUCUACGGCCUUCAGCAAUCUGCGCGGUGAUAUGGGCGAUGAUGACACGCUCGGGCCGGACGAUGCGGCUAUCACGCUGCGCCGUACGGACUCCCACGGCGUCAACUACGAUUAUACUUGCAGCUGGGUUCCCGGCUGCGUCACUUCGGUCGACAGACAGAGCUUUGGGUUCCCGCUUGGUUCGCCCAGUCUCAUUACGGCUUACUUGCUCGUCCGGGAAGAUUAUACCAAGUGCAAUAAUGGUGGUGUCGGUGGCACAUGUCAGGUUGGAUGCCUGUUGUACACCUUCGAGGGCGGCCGAGGGGAUGAAGGAACCGACCCAUGCGCGGACUUCGACUGCAGAGCCUGCGGGUCGCCGUUCGAUGAUCCCAAAUGUCAAUCGUGCUGCAGGGGACGUAUCAGCAACAUUGUCGCGGGUGGGAAUGCCAGUACAAACACCGGCUUCACCAUCGUCGAUACCCUUAACGGGGCAUAA